Molecule: messenger RNA, 1733 nt
Organism: Anopheles coustani
Lineage: Eukaryota; Metazoa; Arthropoda; Insecta; Diptera; Culicidae
Exons: 3
Coding region: 1-1239 (412 amino acids)
Biological process (GO): apoptotic DNA fragmentation
Cellular component (GO): nucleus; mitochondrial inner membrane
Molecular function (GO): single-stranded DNA endonuclease activity; RNA endonuclease activity
Source: RefSeq, a predicted model, not a curated record
AUGCAGAGACUGAUAGUGUUGCUACUGUUGCUGGCGCUAGAAACGGCGCGCCAUCGUACGGCAGGAAAUGUUCUAUUUCGAAAAUUUCUCAUUACAGCCGUCGAGCGGAACUGCGUGGUGCCGCUGAAGCCCGAUCUGUCCUAUCCAUCGCCGCUGAUUUUCACGCAGACCGGUGUACUGAUCUCGCCAGAGAACGAUAGCCGCGAGGCGGAUGUCAUAACGCUGGCAACGGGUGAAGAGGUGGUGUUCUCCUGCUCGCCCAACUAUUUCCGCGAGCUGUCCUCGGAGAAGGUGCUGUGGGGCCAGUGCAAGAAAGAUACGACAUUCGUGGUCAACGGGCAGGAUAAGAACUUCGUGUCAGCGCUCGCCUGUAAGGAGCGUCCGAUCGAGGAGAUCAUCGUGUCGGUGCGGGGUUGCCCGGCAACCCUACGCUCCAUCGAGUACGGAUUCACCAACCCGGUCAGCAACAAGUCGUACAUCCUUGGCGAGGCGUGCUACGACGCGAAGGUGGGCCGCACGCACUUCAUCCACACGAAGGUGCGCUCCGGCACAAACAGCAUCGAGCACCUGGCGCUCAAGGUAAAGGACAACGCGACCUACUUCCACGGCUACCACCCGACGCAGCGCUACAAGGUGGACCUCAGCAAGGCGCUCAACAUCAACGACCAGGUCGAGCGGUUCCGGGCCGUGUUCGGGGUGAAAAACGCACCGAAGAUCGAAUCCCGCCGGUACAUCGGCGAGUCGCUGCUCACCCACCGGCAGUACCUUUCAGUAUUAAAGAUGGCCUGGAACUACCAGAUUGUGAAGGAUCGCGACCUGCUGCUCAACUUCGACCGGCUGCUGGAGGACAUCCGUGCGCUCGAGGUGACCGAGGUAGAGAUCUUUACCGGCGCGCACGGUGUGCUGACCCUGCAGGACAAGCACAACCAGAGCGCCGAGGUGUACCUGGUGACGAACCGGUUCCCGGUGCCGAAGCUGCACUGGACGGUGGUGCGAUCGCAGGACAAAGCGACCGCGAUCGCCAUCUUCAACAAGCCGCAGCUGACGGAGCAGGAGCGCGAGCAGAACGCCUUCUGCACGAGCGUCUGCGAGCAGAUCUCGUGGCUCAAGAAGCUGCACGAGGCCGAUGCGUGGCAGAACGUUCGCGACGGGUACGUACUUUGCUGCGAGGUGGAAGACUUCCGCCGGACAGUCAAGGAGAUGCCACCGAUUGCCGGCAUCAAUGGUCUGUUCGUCUGAAGAUCCCCACACACACACACGCUAUCUGCGCGCGGCAUCAUCUCGAGCAAAUCCUAGCGUGUCGUCCAACAUUGCACACCAAUCUGAUCGCGAGCACUGAAACGGAGCCGGGAGUCGGCGAAUAGAACGAGAGAACGUGACAAAUGAUUGUGAGGAAAUGCGAACGAGAAAUACAGAAUUGCUCACCAAAGCAGGCAGUGCACACGCCGGUGGUAGCCACUGGAACUCGUUUGUUCCACUGCUGAUGCGUCCCGAUGCUGCUACUGUCUUUUCCCCAUUAAUACUGCUAGUGCACCUGCUAUUACUACUUCUGCAGCAGGCUCUAAAAACCGCUGAAUCUGAAGCUAGAAGCGUCGGCAUUGUGAUUUUAAUUUUUUUUUUUGUGUAAUGUUUUAAAUUAAAACCCCUAGCUCUUAGAAUGUAGUAUUUGUAUGAAAACGAAAAAAAAACACUGAUCGCGUAAUAAAAGUACAAUUCGUCUAGUGUGCUUGAAA